AAUUAAGAGUUUUCCAUUAUAAAUUUCACUUCAUCUUUGAUCUAGGUUUAAAUAGUAAGAUAUCACCUUUUAGAAGAAAGAAUCACUAAUAAAGACCAGAAGUUGAAGACACCCAGUGCCGUGCAUUCCUCUUGCACAAUGAGUGUUGAACCCAAGCGAUAUUUCCUUAAUCACUACCCUGAUCAUGAAGAUGGUGGUCCAUCAUCAAUUACCAUCACUCCUGAGAAACAGAAAGAAAUGCUGGACAUGCUUGUCAAUAUUGUCCUCAAGAACUUCACAAAGGAAGCAAAGCACACAGAUGGAGGCUUGUACGUUGGACUGGCUGGAGGAGGGUACAUGAUGCUCUACCUAUCCCAGUUGCCAGGCACAGAAUCCUCACGCCAGACUCAGUACCUGCAGGAGGCUCUCAGUUUCCUCAAACGUCCCAUUCAAUACAUGCAAGCAGCUGGGAACAGACAACACAUCACUGACAGGACAGGCUUCCUCACAGGCAAUGUUGGCAUCAUGGCUGUUGCUGCUGUUGUUCAUCACAAGCUUGGUCAGAGUGCUGAGCGUGAUAAUGCACUGCAGCAAAUCCUUGCUGCUGCUUCAAUUCUCCAAGAACCCAAUUGGUUUGCUAACGGAGGAGAUGAACUCUUUGUGGGGAGAGCAGGAUUUCUGUGUGCUAUUUUGUGGCUACGGAAACAUCUCAACACUCAGGUUUACCCAGACUCAGAAUGUCACCGCAUGCUGAUGACGAUGGUGCAGUCGGGGCUACAGUACAGCAAAGCCACCAGCUCGCCCCUGCCCCUCAUGUAUCACUACUACGGCACGCAGUACCUCGGCGCAGCGCACGGUCUUGCUGGCAUCCUCCUCGUCAUGCUCAGCUUCCCCAACUGGCUACAACAAGAACCUGAGGUCACGGGACUGCUACGCCAGACCAUCGACGGUCUAGCAGCGCUGCAGCAGCCCAACGGCAACUUCCCGUGUGCCAUGGACGAGCUCUCUGGGGGGCGCGCUGAGGAGGACGAACUGGUGCACUGGUGCCACGGCGCCCCUGGCAUGAUCUACUUAUUUGCUAAGGCGUACACAUUCUUCAAUGACCCGAAAUACCUCGACGUGUGCAUCAAGUGUGGGGAAAUCACGUGGCAGAAAGGACUGCUCAAGAAAGGCGCAGGCAUUUGUCACGGCAUCGCUGGGAGCGGCUUCGUGUUCCUUCUGCUGUACCGCCUCACAGGUGACCUCAAGUACAUCCACCGCUGCAAGUGCUUUGCCAAGUUCAUCUUCUCAGAAACGUUCAGAAAAGCUCGCACUCCAGACUGUCCCUUCAGCUUGUUCGAGGGUCUCGCCGGCACGGUGUGUUAUUUGGGAGACAUGUUAGCUCCUCAGCAAGCAGCGUUCCCAUUCUUUGACCUCAUCUAACGUUGUACCUGACGCAUUUUUAAGUGCGGAUACUACCCAUCACUUAGUAUAGUAUCUAUCUUCAAUCUGUAACAAGUUCGUGUGUCGUCGGAUCAGAUGAUAUUGAAAUUCUUUCUGGUCUACACGAGCAAUUUCUUUUCAAAAGUUUAUUAGACUGAAACCGAUGAAAUAGAAUAACAUAUCUAGUAUGUCAAUUAAUGUCUAAAUUCAUCAACCUGAACACUUUGAAUCUUUCCGAAAUGUUCUCAUGUAAUCUAUGCAACUCCUCUUCUGAAGUUAGAUUUGUUCUGCAUUACUUGAUCUCUUCAUACGAUUUAAUAUUGAGAAAUAUUUACAUUUAGUUAACAAAUGCCACCUAUCAUGAUAAUUCAGAAAAGAGCAGUUCAAUAUAGCUGCUUCACUUAUGAAAUAAUUCAUGUGCAGUAUUUCCAGAACAGAAAACUUCUGUUCGUGAUGAGCACUUCUCGUUCUAGAGUCGUUGCUGAAAAAAUUAGACAAGAUGACUUAAAGACUGUCGGGAAAAAUUUCGUCUUUGAAUUAAUAUAGCAGCGCAGCUCAAAGUUCUUAAAUAUUGGUUUGUUUUGGAGUUAGUCUGCUCGUUCGAUUUUGUCAUUUUGCUUCCAUUCGACAGUCGAUUCGACAAUACUUCGAUUUCUAAAGACUCCUUUAAUUUACUUUGUUCGAAGAUUAUUGUCAUUGAAACUUCAUAGUUUUGCAAAUACUCAUUGCGUUUCUGGGCAGCUGGGAGCUGUCAAGCUCUAUAAGUGGAGAAAAUCCUUAUUAGUAGGUCUAAGUCUAAUUUCCAUCUUGUGUACUGCUGAAUCCUGCAAGGAAUAAUCUUCAACUAUGUAAAAUUUCAUCAUAACUAAUAUGUCGAUUAUCGCUAGAAAAUUAUCAAUGAUGUGGACUGUAAUUUCGUUUAUUUAAUCUGAAAAAAUUUUAACGUUCAUAAUAAGAUCAGCAAGGAUUUUGUGGCACAUCCCAAAAUUUAUAUUAACGAUGACAUGGCGUAAAAUUUAAGUGCAAUAAUGUAAUAUGUCGUAAGUAUAAAUGAAUCGUCGUUAGGAUGCUAACUAAAUCAGUUUGUUUGAGAACUGUUCUCUGUGCCCCAUUUCUUCAUUUAUAAUUUACAUAUGUGUGCCAAAACAAUUUUUCUGUUACUUCGGGAAUUGAAUUACUGUAUAAGUAACUUAGGGCCAUCAUUGACGAAGGCAAAUGCUUGGUUAGAUCAUCCGCACAUUUUUGAAUCUCAAUCGAGAAAGCACACUUCGUCCUCGCCACGUAAUCGUGUUUGACUUGCAAUAGAUUGUUACUUGACAAACAGC
This is a messenger RNA of Hyalella azteca, 2726 nucleotides long. RefSeq names its product lanC-like protein 3. The coding region runs from base 139 to 1401 and encodes 420 amino acids. Gene Ontology annotation, biological process: peptide modification; carbohydrate metabolic process. The record is from RefSeq and is a predicted model, not a curated record. The transcript is spliced from 7 exons. Lineage: Eukaryota; Metazoa; Arthropoda; Malacostraca; Amphipoda; Hyalellidae. Gene Ontology annotation, cellular component: plasma membrane.